CGAGGGCCUUUCCUCCACCGACUACCUCAAAACUCACUCCACCAGUGUACCCACCCACUCGCUCCUCUCUUCUCUCCCUCUCUCUCGCUGUGCGACCCCUCUGCCGCCGCUACCACCGCCACACCAAGAGCGAGGACAGAGGCAAUGGGGACGGCUUCGACGGUGGUGGCGUUCCUCCUGCUGGCGUUCCUCGCCGGGGGGCCGCUCACGGGGGAGGCGCACAACAUAACGCGCAUCCUGGCGAAAUUCCCCAACUUCUCCACCUUCAACCACUACCUGUCCGUCACCCACCUGGCGGCUGAGAUCAACCGGCGCACCACCAUCACGGUCUUCGCCGUCGACAACUCCGCCAUGGCCGACCUCCUCGCCAAAGACCUCCCCAUUGCCUCCAUCAAGAACGAGCUCAGCCUCCACGUCUGCCUCGACUACUUUGGUGCCAAGAAGCUCCACCAGAUCACCAACGGCACCGCCCUCUGCGCCACGCUCUACCAGGCGACCGGCUCCGCCCCCGGCACCUCCGGGUUCAUCAACAUCACAGACCUAACAGGCGGAAAGGUCGGGUUUGGCGCCGUCGACAACGGUGAUCUGGACGCUUCUUUCGUCAAGUCCCUCAAGGAGAUCCCUUACAACAUCUCCGUCAUCCAGAUCAGCAGCAUCCUCAGUUCCCCUGUCGCCGAGGCUCCCGCCCCUUCCCCGGCAGAGCUCAACCUCACCUCCCUCAUGUCCAAGCAGGGGUGCAAAAACUUCGCGGAUCUGCUCACCGCCACCGGCGCCGUCAAGACCUACAUGGACAACGUCGUCGGAGGUCUCACCGUCUUCUGCCCCACCGACGAAGUCAUCACCAAGUUCGGCCCCACCUACAAGAACCUCACCAAGAACGAGAAGCAGACGCUGCUGCUCUACCACGCCGCACCGAUCUACCUUCCCAUCGCUUCCCUCAAGUCCAACAACGGCCCCCUGAACACCCUCGCCACCAAUGGCGCCAGCAACUACGCCUUCACGGUUCAGAACCAGGGCGAGGAGGUGACGCUCAGGACAAAGGUGGUGACGGCCAGCAUCACGGGCACGCUGUACGACCAGGAUCCCGUGGCGAUCUUCACCAUCGACAAGGUGCUCGAGCCGAAGGAGCUGUUCAAGGGCGCCCCAGCGCCUGCGCCGGCUGCGGACUCCCCCGCCCCUUCCUCUUCCGCCGACGCCCAUUCCUCGUCACCCUCACCCGACAGCCCGGAUUCAGCCCCCUCUGAUAGCGACACCGCCGACAGCUCGGACAGCAUCAAGUUGGUGGCUGGUGGGAGCUCACUGCUCAUGGUGGUGGUCGCCCUUCUUCUCUAGUUUGCUUGAUUUUUACCGUCUCUUCCUCUUUUCCAGAGUUACAUACUUUCUCUCUCUGUUCUUUUCAAUUUUUUUUUUUUUUUUUACCUUUACGUGUAUUUAAUGUGGAAAUAACUGUCCCUCCCUUUGCCGCUGGUGAAGAGAGUGAUGGGAACCGUUAUUUUGGGGAUUUAUUUGUUGGGUAGUGUGAAUGGGGGCGGUGAGGGUAAGGGGAAGUAUCUUUUUGUUCCUGUGUGUUUAUUUUAAACUCUUCUUCUUCUUCUUUUGCUGCUGCUGCUGCUGUAAUUUCCUGCUCUUCUUUUUUACUCUUGUGGGUUGUGUUGUUCUGUGCAUGUAAAAGAAGAAAACAUUGUCGGUGAUUUACGAGGGUAAAAAAAGCUCUGGUCAAUGAUCCAUCUGCCAUUAGCUUCCAGAAACCUCUCAUCCGCUUUUGUACUGGCGACAGCUUGUCACUUUGUUAAUAUAUUAGCAUUUGGUCGGUUUUUUUC
Messenger RNA from Nymphaea colorata (pocket water lily), 1820 nucleotides. RefSeq names its product fasciclin-like arabinogalactan protein 1. The coding region runs from base 145 to 1332 and encodes 395 amino acids. The record is from RefSeq and is a predicted model, not a curated record. NCBI's taxonomy places the organism in Eukaryota, Viridiplantae, Streptophyta, Magnoliopsida, Nymphaeales, Nymphaeaceae. Gene Ontology annotation, cellular component: plasma membrane. The transcript has a single exon.